GGACGGCUGACCUUCCAGAAUGUGGCCAUAGACUUCACUCAAGAGGAGUGUGAAUGCCAGGACCUCAGUCAGCGGGACUUGUACAGGGACGUGAUCCUAGAGAACUACAGGAACCUGGCCUGUUUGGGACUUGUAGUCACUGGGCUGAAUCUGGUCACCUUUCUGGAGCAACUGAACAAUCCCAGGACUAUAAGGAGAAUAGAGACAACAGCCAUAUACCCAGGUGUGUCUCCUCAAGACACCUGUGAUUUGAUGCCACAGAAACCAAGGAUAAAAGAUCUGUAUCCAAAAGCAAAUCUAGGAAUAUAUGAAAUAUUUCACCUCAGAAAUUUCAAUUUAAUAAAACACUGGGAAUAUAGGAGGGCAUACGAAAGACAGACAUGUUUAUAUGGACAUAAAAAAAUUGAGACAGUGACACAUAAGGGAAAUAUUGCAAAAAGAAAUGAGCAACAUGAGUCAAAUUUUGGAAAACACCAAUUUCAGUCUUUAAUAUCUGCUGAGAAGU
This is a messenger RNA of Odocoileus virginianus texanus, 505 nucleotides long. NCBI's taxonomy places the organism in Eukaryota, Metazoa, Chordata, Mammalia, Artiodactyla, Cervidae. The record is from RefSeq and is a predicted model, not a curated record.